This is a messenger RNA of Schizophyllum commune H4-8, 1101 nucleotides long. RefSeq lists its product as uncharacterized. Lineage: Eukaryota; Fungi; Basidiomycota; Agaricomycetes; Agaricales; Schizophyllaceae. The record is from RefSeq and is a predicted model, not a curated record. Gene Ontology annotation, biological process: mitochondrial respiratory chain complex I assembly; biosynthetic process. Gene Ontology annotation, cellular component: mitochondrion. The transcript is spliced from 5 exons. The coding region runs from base 59 to 1063 and encodes 334 amino acids.
GCGGCAGACAGACUUGUCCCAAACUCCCACUCGUUCGACGGCGCCCACCUCGACGGCCAUGAUAGUCAGAAAUGUAGCCCAGAGAACAGUAGCCUUCGGCCUUGCUUCCCUCAGGCCAACCUCCUCUCGCAUACCCUCCAUCUACACCCGACUUGCGUCCUCCUCAGCUUCCCCCUCCCCCUCCCCUAUAGGCGUGUCCAACCCCGACGCUUACUGCCGCGACCUCGUGCGGAAGCAAGACUACGAGUCCUACCUUAUUGGCCAGUUCUUCCCCCAAGAACGGCAAGGUGGGUACUACGCGCUCAAGGCGUUCGCAGUCGAGCUAGCGACAGUGCAGGAUAAUGUCAGCGAUGUGACUAUUGGAAGGAUACGGAUGCAGUUUUGGAGGGAUGCGAUCAAGGGGAUUCAGGCGGGGAACGCGCCGCAUCAUCCGGUCGCUUUGGCGCUGGCGAAAGCAAUGCAAGAGCAAUACCUUCCCGCGUACUACCUCAAGCGUAUCAUUGACGCAAGGGACAACGAAUUGAUGACACCCACGCAUAUGACCUCCGAGAGCCUCGUAGCUCACGCGGAGUCAACAUCCUCUGCCCUGCUUUACCUGCAACUUGCGCUACUAUCCCUCUCGUCUGACAAUACCCUAUCGCACGCGGCGUCGCACCUUGGCGUAGCGCAAACACUGGCUAUCUUGUUACGCGCCCUGCCCUUCCACGCAAAGCAUGGAAGGAUGGUGAUACCUGCCGAGAUUACUGCCAAGCAUGGCGUACGCCAGGAGGAAGUAUUCCGGGAAGGCCCCAAUGCGAAGGGUAUAGAGGAUGCGGUGUACGAGUUCGCCACGCUCGCCAACGAUCACCUGAUCACUGCCCGUACAACCCUCGAACAAGAGCCGCGCGGAGACGGUCGCGUGCCACAAAUUGCGAUGCCAGCAUUUCUCACUGGAGUUCCCGUCGCAAACUACUUGCAACGGUUAGAAAAGGCGAACUUCAAUGCGUUUGAGCCGAAGCUCCAGCUGAGAGACUGGAAGCUGCCGUGGCACGUCUGGAGAGGGUACUAUAAGAGGAUGUUUUAGCUGUGGUAGCGGUCUAAGAUGAACAUUUCUGGGCGUAC